CCCCACGUGGUGACACUGAGGGCUGGAGGCGUUUUCUUCCCCCCGCAAGGCAGCUUAUUGUGUGUUGCGGGUCAGUGAACGGGCGGGCGAUGGGCCGGUCGAAAGGUGUGUUUUCAGUUUUGUCUUCCUCACCCUCUGUCGUCUUGGACCCGAGGAAGCGUGAACGUUAGCAGAGGUUGGAGUUGCGUGGCGUUAGAAGCUGGAAGGAGAUCCGAGGAGUCCGGACAAGAAGUCUUUCUGCACUUCGCUUAGUAUAGUAGUGCUGGGGGUGUACACGUUGCAGAGCCGGUAGACGAUGGCUCGUUCCGCCUGGUUGGUUUUGGCUGUGUUUCUCGUAUCCUGUAACAGUGGCUGGAUGACUUGCUUACCAGAGUGUCACUGUGAAGUGGAAAGCUUCGGGAUGUUUGGUAGUUUCAGUCUAACCAAAGUUGACUGCAGUGAUGUUGGAUCUCACCUCACUGUGGUCCCCAUUCCAUUGGAUACUUCUUACCUGGACUUGUCACACAACCAUUUGAAGGACAUCUCUCCCUUGAUGUUUACAGGACCUGGCUACACAACGUUGGUGAGCCUCGACCUUAGCUAUAAUGACAUCACGGGCAUGUCCUCUGGCACCUUCUCCAAACUGAGGUACCUCGAGGCCUUAAACCUGAGUCAUAACUCCUUGGAAGUACUUGAAGAGGGAAUCUUUUCAAACCUGCCCCUCGGAGAAGUUGACCUCAGCAGCAACAAACUCCGUAACAUAAACCUAGAUGCUUUCACGUCCAAGAGCCAAAUGAAAUCCCUGACUGUGGACCUUUCAAACAAUCUGAUAACCACAGUUAUCCGAAGUUUGGAUAAAGCUGUGCCCAAUAUUCAUAGCUUGGAUUUAUCAGGAAAUAGAUUAAGUACAGUGCCAACUCGUUACCUUUCUAACAUCCCAUUGCGCUAUCUCGGUCUGGGCCGGAAUGUAAUCCCCGACAUUCCCGAGAAUGCUUUCGUAGGGUUGCAGGACCUGACCCGCUUGUCCCUGCAGGGUCUUCCAGAACUAACUGAGUUGUCUCCCAACAGCUUUAGAGGGCUGCAGAACCUGCAAGCCUUGGACUUGUCACACAGUUGCAGCCUGAAAUCCUUAAAUGUGGCAGUGUUCAAUGGCCUGAGCUCCCUGCAAGAACUCGACUUGGAAAAGUCUGGUGUUGCCACUCUGCCAGGUGCCAUACUGAACUACCUGCCCUCCAUUAAAACCAUCACCAUCGGAGACAACCUGCUGAGGUGCAGGAAAACAACAACAGAAGGCUCUUUCCACAGGCAGUUUGGCUUUGUAAAGAAGGAACAGUCGCUUCACUGUUUUGACGCCAGUGGGUCUUCAGAUAUGCAGUACAUUUUAAAACUGAAAUGAGCCAAAUCUGAACUCCGGUAGUGAAAUGUGGACCUUUUGGUGCCUGAAUAAAACUAAUAAGUGCCUUCAUUAAUUAAGCUUCCUAUAUUUCCAGCAACCAUCCAAUCUAAGAUCUUCAUCGUGUGCAAGCCUGUAUCUAUGUGGAGUUUCCUUUCACACUUUGGACGUUGACACCCUUACACUUUUUAAAUAAAAAGACAGUUGUAACAAACGGCUGUAUGAAAGUGCCUAACCUUGAUCCAGUUUCUCUGCAACCAUCAAAUGAGGCAGUGGGUGGAGAUUUGGCAACUGGAAAGAUGUGAGAUCUCCUGAGUGUUCUGAUGAAGGGCAGAUAAUAUCUCUCUCCAGCUCUGCUCGUGUGUUUCAUGUCUUUGAUGCCCACUGGAAUAAAUUAUCAUGUUUUUAAUUUUCAUGUUUGUCCCAUCGAUGGAAAGAAUGCAGCCUGGGAAGGAGGAGCUGCUCAUUCUGUGUGCGAAUUCCCCCUAUCCUAUGAAAUAAUGAACUCAGAAUAUCUGUGCAUUACUGCCUACUUCCACGGAUGCAAUUAAUUUCGGUAUUCCACUCAGUAAUAACACUGGAGUAUCAGACUAUUUUAUACUGGGCUAUUUAAAAGUGGCUGUUUUUUUUUCCAAUGUCUUCCAACUUGUUACACUUUUGUACAAUCACGGAUGAUUACCAAGUCACUUUUUUCUUUGGCAAAGUGAGUGUACUGUCUGAUUGUCACCAUGUUAUUUGGCAAUAGCAGGCAUCACAGUGGAAUCUGCUCCAGCUCUCCAACAUGCAGAUAUUCACUCUGAGCAUGCAGCCUGAUGGGGUAUUUGACUGUAGCAGGCAUCAGUGUGGCUUCUCCUGUCCUUGCUCUGUAUUCCAGUUGACGAUGACAAAGAAUGCAGUUCAAUUCUGGUCACCUCAUUGGUAAGAAGGAUGCGGAGGCUUUGGAGAGGGCAUAGAGGUUGUUCACCAGGAUGCUGCCUGGUUUGGAGGACAUGUGCUGUGAGGAGAGGUUGGACAAGCUGGGGCUGAUUUCUCUGGAGUGGGGGAGGCUGAGGGGAGACCUCAUAUAGAAGUUUAUAAAAUUAUGCAAGGCAGAGUGGACAUAUAGAGAAGUUGAUAAAAUUAUGCAAGCCAGUAUCCUUUAUCUGAGGAUUGAGAUGUCUAGUGCUAGAGGCCAUGUAUUUAAAAUGAGGAGGGAAUAUAUAAAGGAGAUGUGCAAGGCAUUCUUUUUUUAUAUACAGAGUGCGGUGGGGGGCUGGAGUGCACUCCCUGGGAUGGUGGUAGAGACAGAGAGCAUAGGAGUGGUUAAGAGACUCUUAGGUAGACACAUGAAUAUGCAGAGAAGGGAGGGAUACAGUCAAUGUGCGGGAAAGAGGGAUUUGAUUAAUUAGGAGUCAUUGGUUUAAUUAGUUUGGCACAACAUCGUGGGCCGAAGGGCCUCUCCUGUGCUGUACUGUUCUAUGUCCUAUCCCUGCUGUCUUCUCCUCUACCCAGCCCAGUUCACGGAAGUGGUGGGUGCCUGGAACGCGCUGCCAGGGGUGGUGGUGGAAGCAGAUGCAGUAGCAAUGUUUAAAAGGCAUUUAGACAGGCAGGGAAUGGAGGGCUACAGACCAUGUGUAGGCAGGUGAGAUCAGUUUGGAUUGGCAUCAUGCUCAGCACAGACACUGUGGGCCAAAGGGCCUGUUCCUGGGCUGUACUGUCCAGUUGUAGAACUCAGUUUCUGCUUAAACUGGGGUGGUUGAACUUAGGACCCUGUGGCCAACCUUCUUUGUCUUUUAACCAGCUGAACUAGUGGAGGAAGAAUGUAAGAUUUUUAUUUCUUCUUGUUGAUAACAGAUCUCCUGUGCACUCAUUUCAUUACCAAAGUACCACUGUAGCUCCCUGGUGUCUAGACAAGCUUACUAUUACUCAAGGUCGGUUGGAAAUAGUGAUAUUGAGAGAGAUCCUUUCUGGAUCAUGUGGACCACACCAUGGGGUUCUUGCCUCCUGCGUACAAGUUAAGUAAGCCACAACUAAGACCUUUCCAUUGUACCCAUCCUGGAUUCCAGCAAGCUCCCAGAAGGUUUGAUAUCAGUUGACAUUGCCAAAAUCCUGUUGACAAGAUGUCACUUUUGGCACGUGAAGUUCAAAUCAUCUAAAUUCUCUCCGCUCUUUUUCCAUUUGAGUUGUUGCCCAAGUGUUACAAUUACUUAUUAUAUUCCAUAUUUCAUUAUAACAUACAAGGAGACCAUUUUGUUCCGUCGAUUCUCUGCCAGCUCCCAUUCACCCUUAGUUUUCCCUGGAAGCUAUUCUCUCCACUUUCUUAUCAACCACCCCCAGAUUCUACCACUCAUCUGCACACUAGGGGGAACUCGGUAGACAAUUAACCCACCAACCCGCACAUCUUUGUAACGUGAGAGGAAACUGGAGCACCCAAGGGAAAACUUGCACAGUCGCAGGGAGAACGUGCAAACUACACAGCACCCAAAGUCAGGAUCGAACCUGUGUCACUGCAAGACAGCAGCUCGACUGGCUGUGCCACUGUGCUAAACCUACUCUUUUUACAUCACUUUGUAUCAUUGGAAUAGAAAAGCAUAGGCUCUUUUUUUUGAUGCUCGUCAAUUCAAAGAAGUGUCUUCUCUGGGCACCUCCAUGCUUACCAACCCCUCCCCCAUCACAUAUUCUCCAUUUCACUUAUCAACCUCUUGUCUCAGAAAAUUGUGCCCCACCUGCUGUCUAUUGCAACAUGUAUCUUGAAAACAUAGUAAAUAAAUAGUGUUGAAUCAUGCAACUUUAGCAUGAGCCAAUCCUGUUCCUACUAAACAAAUAGAAGCAAGAAGAGGCCAUUUGGCCCAUUGUGCCUGCUGUGUCAUUUACAGAUGAUCUUUAAUCUACUUCCCUGCACCAACCCCAAUAAUCCCUUAAUUCCCUUAAUCUCUAAAAUUCUCUUGAUUUCUGCCUUGUACAUACUCAGUGACUCCACAGAUUCACUCUCCUUUGGGGAAGAAAUGUCUUAUCUUGGUCCUGAAUGGAUUUAUUCUCACUGGAACGUAGGAGGCUGAGGCUGAGGGGUGACCUUUAUAGAGGUGUAUAAAAUUGAGGGGCAGAUAUAGAAUGGAUAGCCAGAGUUUUUUUUCUCAGGACUGGGAAGUCUAGAACUAGAGGGCACAGGUUUAAGGUGAGAGGGGAGAAACUUAAAGGAGAUCUGAGGGUAAGUUUUUCACAUGGGGUAGCUAAUGUCUGGAAUGAGCUGCCAACGGAGGUGGUGGAAGCCGAUCCAAUUAAGAUGUUUAAAAGGUGUUUGGAUAGUUACUUGGAGAAGAAAAGUGUCGAGGAAUGUGGGCCUAAUGCAGACAAAUGGGAUUAGUGUGGAUAGCAUCGCAGUCAGCGAGGAUGAGAUGGGCCAAAGCAGGUAUUGGCUUAUUAUUGUCACUUGUACCAAGGUACAGUGAAAAACUUGUCUUGCAUACUGAUCGUACGGGUCAAUUCAUUACACAGUGCAGUUACAUUAAGUUAGUACAGAUUGCAUUGAUGUAGUACAGGUAAAAACAGUACAGAGUAAAGUGUCACAGCUACAGAGAAAGUGCAGUGCAAUAAGGUGCAAGGUCACAAAAAGAUAGAUCGUGAGGUCAGAGUCCAUCUCAUUGUAUAAGGGAACCGUUCAAUAGUCUUAUCACAGUGGGGUAGAAGCUGUCCUUAAGUCUGGUGGUACGUGCCCUCAGGCUCCUGUAUCUUCUGCCUGAUGGAAGAGGAGAGAAGAGAGAAACCCAGGUGUGUGGGGUCUUUGAUUAUGCUGGCUGCUUCACCAAGGCAGCGAGAGGUAAAGACAGAGUCCAAGGAGGGGAGGGUGGCGUUCGUGAUGCGCUGGGCUGUGUCCACAACUCUCUGCCGUUUCUUACAGUCCUGGGCAGAACGGUUGCCGUACCAAGCUGUGAUUCUGUCCUCUUUUCGUUUUGAUGAAGAGCACAGUUUCAGAAUAAGAGGGUACCCAUUUAAAACAGAGAUGAGAAGAAAUUUCUUUAGCCAAAGGGUCAUGGAUUUAUGGAAUUCAUUGCCACAUACAGCUGUGGGGGCCUGAUCAUUGGGGGUGUUUAAGGAGGAGAUUGAUAGGUAUCUAGUGAGUCAGGGUUUCAAAGGAUAUGGGGGAAAAGGCAGCAGAUUGGGGAUAGAUGGAAGAAUAGCUCGUGGUGAAGUGGCGGAGUAGAUUCAACAAGCCAAAUGGCCUACUUCUGCUCCUUCAUCUUGUGAUGAAGUCCCUGGGUUCUCGAAACCCCAGCUGGGGGAAAAAUUCAUAGAACAUAGAACACUACAGCACUGUACAGGCCCUUCGGCCCACAAUGUUGUGCUGACAUUUUAUCCUGCUCUAAGAUCUGUCUAACCCUUCCCUCCCACAUAGCCCUCCAUUUCUCUAUCAUUCAUGUGUCUAUCUAAGAGUCUCUUAAAUGUCCCUAAUGUAUCUGCCCCCACGACCUCUGCCGGCAGUGCGUUCCACACACCCACCAUUCCGUGGAAAAAAAACAACUUACCCCUGACAUCCCCCUUGUACCUUUCUUCCAAUCACCUUAAAAUUAUGUCCCCUCGUGUUAGCCAUUGUUGCCCUGGGGAAAAAGUCCCUGACUGUCCACUUGAUCUAUGCCUCUUAUCAUCUUGUACACCUCUAUCAAGUCACCUCUCAUCCUCCUCUCCAGAGAGAAAAGCCCUAGCUCACUCAACCUAUCCUCAAGAUAUGCUCUCCAAUCCAGGCAGCAUCCUGGUAAAUCUCCUCUGCACCCUCUCUAAAGCUUCCACAUCCCUCCCAUAAUGAGGCGACCAGAACAGAACACAAUACUCCAAUUAAGAUAAGAUUUCUUUACUAGUCACAUAUACAUCAAAACCCACAGUGAAAUACAUUUUUUUGCGUAGUGGUCUAAUCAAAGUGUUCAUCCCUGCAUCGACCCUCUCCAGUGCAGUCAGAAUGUUGCAUGGUUCAAUGGGAUGGAGACACAAGAGAUAGCAGCUGCUGGAAUAUGGAGCAGCAUGCAAACUGCUGGGCUUCUCUUCCCCCCCCCCCCUCCCCCCCCCCCCCCAAAAAAAGUGCUGGGCUCCCCCAGCGCUUUGUGUGUUGCUCAAUGAGAUCAAGUCUCAUCCUCUGCAACGUUAAAGUACAGGCCCAUUCUAUCAGAUCUCUCUUCAUAGAACAAACCUCUUCACCCCACAGCCUGGUGAACCUUUGCUUGGUGAACGAUUCUCCGCCGCAUGUAUGUCUUUCUUUAGGUUGGGAGACCGGACCCCUGUUUCAGCUGCUGUCUUGUUACAGCCUUGUAUAAUGUCAGUGAGACAUCCCUACUCUUGCACUCAAACUCUCCUGCAAUAAAAACUAACAUCUUGUUUGUUUUGCUUAUUGCUUGGUGUAACUGCAUUUUAGCUCUCAGUGUACAAGGGCACUCUGGUCCCUCUGAAAAGCAAAUUACAAUCACCUUUUUAAAAGAAAACAGACUUCCUUUCUGCUUUUACUACCUCUGAUCUUUCCACAUUACAUUCCAAUUGCCAUAUCCUCACCCGUUUACAUAGUCCGUCUAUAUCCUCCUGAAAACUCUCCAUAUCCUUGCAACACAAGCUGCCAUCUCACUUUGAAUCUUUAGCAAACGUCGGUUGACUCAUCCCAAUCACUGACAUAGGCAGUGAACAGCAGGGAUCCAAACCACAAUCCCUGUGGCAGCCCAUCAAUCACAACCUCCCAACUCAAAACUUCCUGCUGCUUUUUUUUAAAUCUGUUCGCCAAUCCUCACUCCGUGCCUAUAUAUUUCCCCUCAGUGGCCUGGGCUCUCAACUUUCCUUAAUUACCACUUGUGUGGCACCUUACGAAAAUCCAAAAUAUAGCACAUUUUCUCAUCCCGCCUCAUCUAUUUUGUUAGUUACAACCUAACAAAAAAAAUUCUGAAAAGACGUAUCAAGUGUAAUUUCCCUUUCAUAAAUACAUGUUGACUCUGCCCAAUUCUAUUUUUGUUUUCUAAAUACCCUGCUGAUGCUUCCUUAAUGAUAGAUUCCAGCAUUUUUCCUACUAUCCUGCUAUUCCUCACUACCUCACACUUACCGGAGUUUUCCCCACAACUAGUAUCAAGUCAACUGGUCUGUCAUUUCAAUUUUGUGCUCCCUCCUUUCUUAAAUAUUAGGGGUACAUUCGCUACCUUCCAAUCUCAUAACCAUUCAAGAAGCUGUGUAAUUUUUGGGGUGUGAUGUUAACAGCGCCAUAGUCACUUCUUUCAAAAUCAUGGAUUGCAGAUUAUUAGUUCCUGCAGGUUUCAUGGUUUUAGAUCCCAUUAAUUUCUCCGGUAUUUUUCCAGACCUGUUGUCCACUCUUUUGGACAACAGAUGUUCUUCUAUGAAAAUGGCAACAAAAUACUAAUUUUUCUUCCAUUUCCUUAUUCCAUGGUAUCAUUUCCUUUGUCUCAUAAUGUAGGGGACCCACAAUUUUUGCUAAUCUUUUCCUUUGUACAAAUCACAUGCAGUCUGUUUUUAUGUUAAUCAUUAGGUUACUGCUGUAUUUUAUUUUAUGGUGGUGAGACAGCAAGAGUUAAGGGUCACCUUGCAAAAAUCAUGCUGGGCCUUUCUUUCCACAAAGGCCUGGAUAGAGUGGGCGUGGAGAGGACGUUUUCAUUAGCAGGAGAGUCUAGGGUCCCAGGGCACAGACAGAAUUAAGGGAUGUCUCUUUAGAACUGAGAUGAGGGAAGAAUUUCUUCAGAGGGUGGUGAAUCUGUGGAAUUCGUUGCCACAGAGGGCUGUGCAGGCCAAGUCAUUGGGUGUAUUUAAGACAGAGAUUGACUGGUUCUUGAUCGGUAAGGGGGUUAAGGGUUACGG
Pristis pectinata (smalltooth sawfish) is the source of this 8185-nucleotide messenger RNA. RefSeq names its product tsukushi small leucine rich proteoglycan homolog (Xenopus laevis) (gene tsku). Bases 296 to 1375 code for a protein of 359 amino acids. The record is from RefSeq and is a predicted model, not a curated record. NCBI's taxonomy places the organism in Eukaryota, Metazoa, Chordata, Chondrichthyes, Rhinopristiformes, Pristidae. Gene Ontology annotation, molecular function: protein binding. The transcript is spliced from 2 exons. Gene Ontology annotation, cellular component: extracellular matrix.